This is a messenger RNA of Ochotona princeps (American pika), 1724 nucleotides long. It is a transcript of the gene CYTH2, whose product is annotated as cytohesin 2. Lineage: Eukaryota; Metazoa; Chordata; Mammalia; Lagomorpha; Ochotonidae. The coding region runs from base 355 to 1554 and encodes 399 amino acids. The transcript has 12 exons. Gene Ontology annotation, molecular function: guanyl-nucleotide exchange factor activity. The record is from RefSeq and is a predicted model, not a curated record. Gene Ontology annotation, biological process: regulation of ARF protein signal transduction.
GUGGGGUCUGGCGCCCUGCCGGCGUUCCGAUUGGGCCCCCGGGCCGUCUACGGACAGUGCUACAUCUACUUCCUGCGUGCCUAUUGGCCCUGGAGGACUAGCCUUUGACGUCGGGGGCGGAGCCGAGCGGAGGGCUCGGCGUGGAUUGGGCGGUGUCAAGAGGAGGGGCGGUGCCUAGCGGCCGGGCGGUUGGGCGACGAAGGCAGAGUGUUUUCAGCGCUGAGGGCUGGCGCUGAGGAGGCGGCGGUGGCUCCCGGGGCGUUUGAGCGGGCUCAGCCGAGCCCGCGGGCCAGCGCGGAACCAGGCCCGACUGGCGGGGCCGCCCCGGACUCCCCGCGGGCCUUCCUAGCCGCCAUGGAGGACGGCGUCUAUGAACCCCCAGACCUGACCCCCGAGGAGCGGAUGGAGCUCGAGAACAUUCGGCGGCGCAAGCAGGAGCUCCUGGUGGAGAUCCAGCGCCUGCGGGAGGAGCUCAGCGAAGCCAUAAGCGAAGUGGAGGGGCUGGAGGCCAACGAGGGCAGUAAGACCUUACAGCGGAACCGGAAGAUGGCGAUGGGCAGGAAGAAGUUCAACAUGGACCCCAAGAAGGGGAUCCAGUUCUUGGUGGAGAACGAACUGCUGCAGAACACACCAGAGGAGAUUGCCCGGUUCCUGUACAAGGGCGAGGGGCUGAACAAGACGGCCAUCGGGGACUACCUGGGGGAGCGGGAAGAGCUGAACCUGGCGGUACUCCAUGCGUUUGUGGACCUGCACGAGUUCACCGACCUCAACCUGGUGCAGGCCCUCAGGCAGUUCCUGUGGAGCUUCCGCCUCCCCGGGGAGGCCCAGAAGAUUGACCGCAUGAUGGAGGCCUUUGCCCAGCGCUACUGCCUGUGCAACCCUGGCGUGUUCCAGUCCACAGACACCUGCUACGUGCUGUCCUUCGCCGUGAUCAUGCUCAACACCAGCCUGCACAACCCCAACGUGCGCGACAAGCCGGGCCUCGAGCGCUUUGUGGCCAUGAACCGGGGCAUCAACGAGGGCGGGGACCUGCCCGAGGAGCUGCUGAGGAACCUCUAUGACAGCAUCCGCAACGAGCCCUUCAAGAUCCCGGAGGACGACGGCAACGACCUCACCCACACCUUCUUCAACCCGGACCGCGAGGGCUGGCUCCUGAAGCUGGGGGGCCGGGUGAAGACUUGGAAAAGGCGCUGGUUCAUCCUGACAGACAACUGCCUCUACUACUUUGAGUACACCACGGACAAGGAGCCCCGAGGAAUCAUCCCCCUGGAGAAUCUGAGCAUCCGCGAGGUGGACGACCCCCGGAAGCCGAACUGCUUUGAGCUCUACAUUCCCAACAACAAGGGGCAGCUUAUCAAAGCCUGCAAGACCGAGGCGGACGGCCGCGUGGUGGAGGGCAACCACAUGGUGUACCGGAUCUCGGCGCCCACCCAGGAGGAGAAGGACGCGUGGAUCAAGUCCAUCCAGGCGGCUGUGAGCGUGGACCCCUUCUACGAGAUGCUGGCCGCCCGGAAGAAGCGCAUCUCGGUCAAGAAGAAGCAGGAGCAGCCCUGACCCCGCCCCCGACACCGUUAUUUAUUUUGGAGCUGCCCCGCCGGGUGGCCGGCCCCCCCGGGUCCUGGGGCUGCGGAUCCUGGUUCCCAUCUGGAAAGUUCACCUCUGGCUCCUCACUGGUCAUUUGUAAUUAACACACUGUUGGUAAUCUUAUUCGUUAUUUAACCGCU